Molecule: messenger RNA, 463 nt
Organism: Paramecium octaurelia
Lineage: Eukaryota; Ciliophora; Oligohymenophorea; Peniculida; Parameciidae
Source: the annotation of a GenBank genome assembly
AUGUUUUUCAAGUAUCAAAAAUAAUAGCACAAGUCAUAUCAGGUAGCAUCUGGUAGUGGAGAUAAGUCUAUCCGUUUAUGGGAUGUUAAGACAAGAUAAUAAAAUGCCGAAUUAGAUGGUCAUUCUGGAACAGUUUAUUCAAUUUGUUAUUCUCCUACAUUAGCAUCUGGCAGUGAAGAUAGCUCUAUCUGUUUAUGGGAUGUAAAUAUAGGAUAAUAAAUCUUAUCUUCUAAUAAUCGUUAUAAAAACAUAUUAACAAAAUUUUCACCUCCUACUUUUACAAACAAUCUACUCCGAGAAAGUGGUAUUUAUUAUUCAUUAUUCUUUAGUUACUGUUCCUAACACUAUUCUUCUGAUAUCACAAUAGCUAAUAUUUUAAACUUACAAAGCUCUACUUUUGAAGGGAGAAUUUAUUAAUCAAUCAGGAGACAUUAUUUAAACAAAAAGGAAGUUGGUUCUUUGA